CCCUCAUCUUCUACCACCUCCCUGCUACCUCUCAGUCUCACUUGUUAAGAAGAACUUGUUUCACUCUUCUCAUUUCACUUGCUUUCUGGGAGCUGUCAUGACUAGAAUGAUGAGGAGUCUUCUAUGUCUCGGUGUGAUAGGCGUGUGUCUGGCUCAGCAACAGACUUACCUGGCGCCUACUAAUGGCUUCAAUGGUAACGGUGGCAUUGCUAAUGGAAAUGGCAAUGGUAAUGGUAAUGGCGUAAAUGGUAAUGGUGUUUACACUAAUGGCAAUGGUAACGGAGUAAACGGAAAUGGUAAUGCUGUAAAUGGAAAUGGCAAUGGAGUAAAUGGAAAUGGUGCAUAUACUAAUGGAAUUGGUAAUGGUGUAAAUGGAAAUGGUAAUGGUGUAAAUGGAAAUGGUGCAUAUACUAAUGGAAAUGGUAAUGGUGUAAAUGGAAAUGGUAAUGGAUUCGUCAAUGGCAACGGUGCUGUUAACGGGAACGGAUACGCCAAUGGAAAUGGUAAUGGUGUAGUCAACGGCAACGGUGCUGUUAACGGGAACGGAUACGCCAAUGGAAAUGGUAACGGAUUUGUCAACGGCAACGGCGCUGUUAACGGAAACGGGUACUACAACGGCAUCGUGGACCCUAUCAGCGCCCUUGCUGAUGCUAUUGGAGGUGGCGGCGUCCCCGGCGUGGACUAUCCCAUCCUGGCUUCUGUCCCCUUCACUGGAUUCUCCUGCGGCGGACUAAUACCCGGAUACUACGCUGACACUGCCCCCGAGGCCGGCUGUCAGGUGUUCCACAUCUGUCAAGCAGAUGGCAGGAGCGACUCCUUCCUGUGUCCCAACGGCACCAUCUUCAACCAGCAGUACUUCGUGUGCGACUGGUGGUACAACUUCGACUGUUCCACCGCCUCACAGUUCUACGACCUCAAUGCUUUGAUCGGAGUGGUCAACGGUAAUGGCAACGGGUACACUUAUGGUGUAAACGGUGUUAACGGUGCUUCCAACGGUAAUGGGAAUGGCUAUACCAAUGGUAAUGGCAACGGGCUCACCAAUGGUAAUGGUAACGGCCUCACCAAUGGUAAUGGUAAUGGCAAUGGAUAUACCAAUGGCAAAGGUAAUGGAAAUGGCCUCACCAAUGGUAAUGGCAACGGCCUCACCAAUGGUAAUGGCUAUACCAAUGGUAAUGGUAACGGCCUCGCCAAUGGUAAUGGCUAUACCAAUGGUAAUGGUAACGGCCUCGCCAAUGGUAAUGGAAACGGCCUUACCAAUGGCAAUGGCUACACCAAUGGUAAUGGCAAUGGCAUCACCAAUGGUAAUGGCAACGGCCUCGCCAAUGGUAAUGGCAACGGCUUUACCAAUGGCAAUGGCCUCACCAAUGGUAAUGGCAACGGUCUCACCAAUGGAAAUGGCUAUACCAAUGGUAAUGGCAAUGGCUAUACCAAUGGUAAUGGCAAUGGUAUCAUCAAUGGUAAUGGUAAUGGCAUCACCAAUGGUAAUGGUAAUGGGUCUUCUCCUAAUGGACUGUACCAAACGCCCACCUUGUAAUCGUCACACCUUAACCUGGUCGUCGUCUCUUUAAGUUACACAGAACUGUAAUGUGUUGACCUUCACCUGCUGUCUGACUCAACAGGUGUGAAGUGAGUCUCAACAGGUAGAGGUGAUCAAGGCCGCAGUACUUGUAAUAACUUUUCCUGUUGUCACCCUCACUGACUCACCUGUUGCUCUGUUUAAUAGUAAUUUGGCUUCUCUUUGAUCUCACAACUUUAUUUAUUCUUUCUCACACCAACAAACUUUAUGCAUAAUAAUGUAAGAGAAAUAACUGGGAUGUUUGUUUACAAUGAUGGUAAACAUUAGCCAAUUACCUGCCUUGUGUUACUGUUGUCUCUGUCUCAAACAUUUUAGUUUUCUUUUAACUUAACAUUUCUGUCAACAUCAGUUUCUUGUUCAUAUUCUUCAGUCAUUCUCAUGUGCCGGAAAACCUCUUAUAUGGCUACAGUUCUCUAAUACUUCUGUUUCCUAUUGAAUCAACUAUUAACUAUUAUUAUAUUAUUUCUUCUUGUGUUUGUCUAUUGACUUUACAGUUACUGAUGUUAAUUUGACGAUACAAAUUGGUUGUAUUUUAACUAGAGUUUUGGUAACUUCCAAUUUGUAACGACUUCUGCCUUAUAUGUUAAUCAGUUCUGUGGUAAAUUAUUCUUACUUCCUUAUUUUCUUAUAGUAUUUGAUAUAGUGAUAACUCUCGUGCCAUAUGCCUUCCCUAUAAGGCAAUAAACCUGAUGUUAACUUAUUCAAUUUGUAAAUGGUAAUAUAUAUGGAUGUAUAUAUUAAAGGUACUUGCAUUA
Homarus americanus (American lobster) is the source of this 2331-nucleotide messenger RNA. Its product is annotated as insoluble matrix shell protein 4-like. The transcript is spliced from 3 exons. NCBI's taxonomy places the organism in Eukaryota, Metazoa, Arthropoda, Malacostraca, Decapoda, Nephropidae. Gene Ontology annotation, molecular function: chitin binding. The record is from RefSeq and is a predicted model, not a curated record. Gene Ontology annotation, cellular component: extracellular region. Bases 98 to 1534 code for a protein of 478 amino acids.